Molecule: messenger RNA, 2374 nt
Organism: Acanthochromis polyacanthus (spiny chromis)
Lineage: Eukaryota; Metazoa; Chordata; Actinopteri; Pomacentridae
Gene: ccdc62
Product: coiled-coil domain containing 62
Exons: 13
Coding region: 293-1882 (529 amino acids)
Source: RefSeq, a predicted model, not a curated record
UACGUCACUGCGUUCAAAAGUUAGUUAGAAGCUAACUUUAGCUAAACAUUGAAGUUUUCUGUUGAAAGAAUUUGUUUACGGAAUGUGAUAUUUUAGUUAUAUAUUGGAGCGUAUGUUGCUUAAUUACAGUAGCGCUGAAUUUUUCGUCACGUAUCUGUUUGACAGUUAACUUUUCAGUCACUUCUUGAUAUGGUAAGCUAACGUCAGCUAGCCUUUCAGAUGCCCACAACAAAAACAAGCUCAUUGCAACAACAAUGAUGGAGGCUACUGGAGAAUAAACCCAGAUAAUGUGAUGGAUGAAGGGAGAAGGCUGUCCACCUCAAAUGGAAGCGCUUUUGGAAAAGCUGAGCUCUGGCACAGCACUCCAGUUAAGAAGAAAAAUGUCGCUGUUCCACUGGAUGUUAGCAAAGCAUCUGGAAUAACCAGCUUCAGGAUGGACACCACAGCAAAUCACUGGCCCAGAGGUGCUGCUCUCACCCCUUCAGACACCCUCUGCCCUCCCAGCUUUCAGGAAACUCCGCUUCCUGUGAGUGACCCGAGUGGCUCCACCAUCCAGAGGCAGAGGAGGGAGCUGCAGCUGCUGAUUGCUGAGCUGAAGGACAGAGAGAAGGAGCUGAACGUCAUGGCUGCCUCCCAUCAUAAGCAGCAUCGCGCCUGGGAACAGGACCGCCAGAGGGUGCUGAGCCUGGAGCAGAGAUGUGCCCGUUUGGAUGAGGAGCUGCAGAAGCGGAACGAGGUGAUCAGAGUCCUGUCUAAACGUGUGUGGCUUGUGGAAACCAGGGAGAAGGAUGUCCAGGAGGAGCUGAGCACAGCCCAGCAGCAGCUCUGUGAGCUUCAGAAGAAACAGCAGCACAUCAGUGAAAGAUGUCAAGAUUUUGAGGAGAAGAACCAGAGUCUGAGCUCCACAGUCAUGGCUUUGUCCACUCAGGUCGGCUCUCUGCAGGUCAGAGAGGAAGAGCUGAGCUCCAUGCUCAAACUGAAGGACAAAGAUGUGACUGAGGCCUCCAAUCAUGUGCUGAACCUCUCAGGGCGCCUUCGAGAGCAGGACGCAGCACUAACGGAGAGCCGCUCACGGGAAAGCAUGCUCCUGAGAGAGCUGGAGGAAAACAAACACCGCUGCAGAGAAGCUACACACCAGGUCGCACAGCUUAAAGAGGAGCUGCAGCUACAGGUAACACAGAGCAGCACCCAGAGAGAAGAGAUCAUCCGUCUGAAGCAGGAGCUGCAGCUUCUCCACAGAGAUCUGGUCCUGACAGGAGAGGGCGACAGCUGGAAAGACGAACUGCUGGAACUGGCUCGCUCCAAACAGGAACGCAUCAUGUCUGAGCUGCGCUGCCUCCAACAGGUGUGUGACAAUCAACAGAAUGACCUACAGCUGCUGCGACUGAACCAGGAAAGUGCCCAUGAAAGCCUGAGGGAGAAAACCAGCCUGGGAUUGUUUGGCAGCCAGGAUGAGUUAACAUGUCACUGCAUAGACCGUCGCUCAUCUUCAUCACUCAGGAGGAAGAACUUAAGACCAGUACAUGAUACUUCCACUCCACCAGCAGCUGAUCUGCAGGCCUCAGCCAACAGUGAACUGGGAGUCUUCUCUGCACAUUUGACAGAUGGGGAUGUCCGUCUGUCCAGCUGUUCUCUGCAGCAGCUGUUGGAUGAGUCCAGGUUGGUCACAGCCGGCUCAGAGAACAGCAGCUUGAGACGCCGCAGCUCUUUAAAGAACAGCAGCCCUGCUAUGAACUGUGGGACCACUGAACCUCUUUAUUUCCAUGAGCGUCUGACACCUCAACAACACCCAAGUACCUCGAUACUCCAGCAGACUGAUGAAGCUCCACCCAAAGCUUGCCCUCCACAUGGAGCCCACCAGCCAGCCACAUGGACUUCUUGAUGUUAACUGAAGAAUCAAUGUUUUUCCAGAAGAAACUUCAGUAUUCACCAAAGUGCUGAAAUAUUAAGCACAGACUCAAAAAUCAGUGUUACUACUUUCAACGGCUGCUCACACCGAAGCUCAAAGUGUACCAUCUCUCCAGGAAAAGAUGAAAUGAUAAAAAUACGCACUGUUAAAUGUUUUUAUACCUUUAAUAUUGUUUUAUAUGUGCUACUUUAAUUUCAUAAAAAAUCUGCCAUUGAUUACCACACUUAAACUAUGUAUUUUUUAAAUCUUGAUGAAGGUUUUAAAGGCUGUAUUGUGUACUGGGUGAGAUGUGAAACCAGUCCUACAGGGCUGUUGAGUCCUGGGUCCCUGUUUUGUCUUUCCAGUUUCACUGCUUGCAGAUCUGCCUGGUGACUCAGGAAAUGUCUAUAGCUGUGAAUACUUUUUACAACGUGUAACUUGGAUAUCGUGUCACUACUUUUUGAUAAAAUAUUUAUAUGAAAGCUA